Rhineura floridana is the source of this 714-nucleotide messenger RNA. It is a transcript of the gene BORCS8, whose product is annotated as BLOC-1 related complex subunit 8. The coding region runs from base 113 to 433 and encodes 106 amino acids. The transcript has 4 exons. The record is from RefSeq and is a predicted model, not a curated record. Lineage: Eukaryota; Metazoa; Chordata; Lepidosauria; Squamata; Rhineuridae. Gene Ontology annotation, cellular component: BORC complex.
GUUCCUCUUAUGGCGUUGCACCCGGCCUGUCGGAAAUUGUGGCGCAGCUGGGCUUCCGAUCCGGUGCCGUGGUCCGCGUUCUCUCACGCCGGUUCGGACUCGCCUCGGGAUCAUGGAGGAGCCGGAGAUGCAGCUGAAAGUGAAGAAAGUAACUGACAAAUUUACGGAGAGCAUGUACGUCUUGGCCAAUGAACCUUCCGUCGCCUUGUAUCGGCUUCAGGAGCACGUCAGGCGCUCCCUCCCAGAGCUGGCCCAACAUAAAGCUGACAUGCAGAGCUGGGAGGAGCAGAGUCAAGGAGCCAUUUACACCGUGGAGUACGCCUGCAGCGCCAUCAAGAACAUGAAGGACAGCGGCGUGUAUUUCAAGAGCAUCGAGGGUUUGCUCAGACAUACCAUCGCUAUGAAAGAUCGGCUGAAUUCUGCCCGCAGGUAGCUCUAGAGACCCCCGGAAGUCCCCGUGGACCCCCGUGCCCCAAGGUGCACCAAGCUCCGACUGGCAGGGAGGACAGCUGAGACAGCAAUACGUGUUGGCCUCCGGGUGCCAAUUUUUUUUAAAGAAAAAAUGAACACAUUAUUAAUAUUAAAUCUUGGAAAGCAACGAGCUCGAAAGCUAAAGAACGUUUAUUGCAAUGGCUCGAGAGAGUGAACUGUGCUCUAGCCUCUAGUGGGGCUCUUGCAUGCAGCUGCAACUGUUCCAUUAAAAAAUAAAGUUAA